ACUGCUUCAGUCUCCAUUAUCCUCCUCCUACAUACAACAUUGUGUAAUCUCUCUCGAUUCAUAAUUUUCAUCUUCUUCUUCUUCAAUUUUAGCAUUCUUUAAUGAUCUUUGAUCAAUAUUCAUCCUUCCGCCGACACCAGUUCUACUGAUUGCGGCGAUGUGGAACUUCAACUUCGCGGAAUUUCUUCAGCCUUGUGCAAUAAGGUAGCUGAAUUUAUCAUACUCAUGGCAUCUUUCAAUUUCUCGAUUACUUUGGAUUCAUUUGAAUACAGAAAGCUUAAUCUCAUAGAUACUGCUGCUUUUCAGCUCUCCGAUCCCUGUUCCAUUUCUGUAUUUUCCAAACCUAUCUGUAAAUUGAACCGUAUUAGGGUUUCUCGGUUGGAUCUCGAGGUGUCUUCUGAUUCACCUCAAUUCAGCCGAGAUGGAUCAACUAUUUGUAUCAAUGAAGAUGAUAGCAUUGAUAUCGAUAAGAAAAGGCAUCCUAGAGUUAGAAGAAGUCCGAAAAAUGGAAUUACAGCCUAUAAGAAGAAGAAUGAUAUUGCUUCCAUUGUUGAGAACGGGGAGAAUUUGAGCGUUGAGCGAUGUAAUACAGUCUUGAAACAGAUGGAAAGGUCUGUAGAAGACGACGAUAAAUCUCUAGAAUUUAUCAAUUGGAUGAGAAGAAAUGGAAAGUUGAGACAAAACACAAAUGCUUACAAUCUAGCCUUUCGUAUACUAGGCAGGAAACGCGAUUGGGAUGCUGCUGAAAAGUUAUUAGACGAGAUGGUUAACGUUUCAGGUUGUGAACUCAAUUAUCAGGUAUUCAAUACACUUAUUUACCCUUGUUUUAAGCAUUCGAUUUCAGCUGUAGCUUCAAAAUGGUUUGUUAUGAUGUUGGAUAAAGGGAUAAAACCUAAUGAAGCUACAUUUGGUAUGCUGAUGAGCAUUUAUCAGAAAUGUCGAAAUCUUAAUGAAGCGGAAUUCACCUUUGUGAAAAUGAGGGUAUUGGGAAUCAGAUGUGAAUCUGCUUAUUCGUCGAUGAUUACCAUUUAUACGCGUUUAGGUUUGUAUGAGAAAACAGAGGAAACUAUUAGAGUUCUUAAAAUGGACAGGAUUGCUUUGAAUAAGGAGAAUUGGUUGGUUUUGUUGAAUGCUUAUUGUCAACAAGGCAAAAUGGAAGAAGCUGAGAUGGUUUUGAAUUCAAUGCAAGAAUCUGGAUUUCCUCCUAAUAUCAUUGCGUACAAUACUCUCAUAACUGGUUACGGGAAAAAAUCAAACAUGAUUGAAGCACGACGAGUUUUCAACAAUCUGAGAGAUCUCGGAUUAGAACCAGAUGAAACCACUUACAGAUCCAUGAUAGAAGGUUGGGGAAGAACAGACAAUUAUAAAGAAGCUUUAUUUCACUACCAGCAGCUUAAAGCUGCAGGCUUUAAGCCCAAUUCCUCAAAUUUGUAUACAAUGAUUCAAUUACAAGUGAAAUACGCAGACGAAGAUUCUGUCGCAUCGACUCUCAACGAUAUGGUGAAGAUUGGAUGUCAAUACGCUUCUAUUCUUGGGAUUCUCUUACAGGCAUACGAGAAAGCAGAAAGAUUUGACAGAUUUCCAUUGAUUGUACGAGGUUCUUUUUACGAUCAUGUUUUGACUAAUCAAACUUCGUGUUCUAGCGUCGUCAUGGCUUAUGUCAAACAUGGUUUGGUCGAUCACGCGUUAAAAAUUCUUCACGAAAGAAAGUGGAAGGAUAAAACUUUUCAGGAUAAUUUAUACCAUCUGUUGAUAUGUUCUUGUAAGGACUCAGGUUUCUUUGAGGAAGCUGUGCAGAUAUACAACGAAAUGCCGAAAGACGAUGACAAGCCGAACCUGCAUAUCGUGGGCACGAUGAUCGAUAUUUAUACGAUUGUGAAGAAAUUCAAGGAAGGAGAGAAUUUAUAUUCGAAGCUGAAAUCCUCUGGAAUAGCUCUGGACAUGAUCGCAUUCAGUAUCGUUGUGAGAAUGUACAUUAAGGCCGGUCUGCUUAAAGAAGCCUGUUCAGUACUCGAAACGAUGGAGAAACAAAAACCGAGUAUAGUUCCCGACGUUUAUCUUCUUCGAGAUAUGCUUCGAACUUAUCAGCAACUAGGAUUGCAGACAAAGUUAGAGAAUCUGUACUACAAAAUCUUGAAAGUUCGAACUUCAUGGGAUCAGGAAAUGUACAACUGCGUUAUAAACUGCUGUUCUCGCGCCUUACCCGUUGACGAGCUGUCGACAAUUUUCGACGAAAUGAUUCAGAACGGGUUUAUCCCGAAUAGCACUACUUUCAACGUUAUUCUGAACACUUAUUGCAAAGCGAAGCUUUUUGCUAAGGCUAGGAAGGUGUUCUUUUUAGCGAAAAGAAGAGGAAUGGUUGAUGUGAUAUCAUAUAAUACAAUGAUCGCUGCUUAUGGAAGAAGCAAGUAUUUAAAGAACAUGUCUUCGACAGUUAAGAAGAUGGAAUUCGACGGUUUCAGUGUUUCGCUGGAAGCGUAUAACUGUAUGCUUGAUGCGUAUGGGAAAGAAGAUCAGAUGGAGGAUUUCAAGAGCGUUUUGGAGAAGUUGAGGAGUCGUGGAGCUGAUGUAUAUAGUUAUAACAUUAUGAUGAACAUAUAUGGUGAAAAGAAAUGGAUUGAAGAAGUUGGCGAUGUUUUGAAUGAAUUGAAAGAGUCUGGAAUGAGAAUGGAUGUUUGUAGCUAUAAUACGUUGAUAAAAGCUUAUGGAAUCGCAGGAAAGGUUGAAGAUGCGGUUGGGAUUGUGAAGGAAAUGCGAGAACAGGGGAUUGAACCGGAUCGAAUAACUUAUGUUAAUUUGAUUACUGCGUUGAGGAAUAACGAUGAGAUUCUCGAAGCUGUUAAAUGGUCGUUGUGGAUGAAACAAAUGGGAUUCUGAAAACUUAUCGAGUUUAUCUAUGAAAGGAUUCGAUAUCUUUGUGUUUGUAUAUUUUUACUGAAAUUUGAUUACUAAAGAAAUAGUUGCAUUUCAUGAGCAUGACAUUAUCCUAAAUUAAGUCAGUAAUUGAAGGAGUUUUAUAAUA
This is a messenger RNA of Impatiens glandulifera, 3022 nucleotides long. Its product is annotated as pentatricopeptide repeat-containing protein At4g30825, chloroplastic. The coding region runs from base 226 to 2877 and encodes 883 amino acids. The record is from RefSeq and is a predicted model, not a curated record. Gene Ontology annotation, molecular function: protein binding. The transcript has a single exon. Lineage: Eukaryota; Viridiplantae; Streptophyta; Magnoliopsida; Ericales; Balsaminaceae.